This is a messenger RNA of Prorocentrum cordatum, 3164 nucleotides long. Lineage: Eukaryota; Dinophyceae; Prorocentrales; Prorocentraceae. The record is from the annotation of a GenBank genome assembly.
AUGCCCGUCGUGUGCACCUCCUGCGGGUGCAAGAAGAACUUGGAUCGCUACAAGUGGUGCAUGCACUGUUGGAAGCCGCUCCCCAAGGUGCAGUUCGCUGAGCCGUCUGCUGCUGUUGGCGCUUGGCGCCGUGGUGGCAAGACUGGCGGGAGCAAGAGCAACACUGCAGCCACCAAGCCCUUGGACGGUCAGCGGGUGGAUGCCUUCGCCGCCAUGUCCGAGGAGCACUACGCCUACACCGCGCUGCUGCUCACCCACAGCCAGUGCGCUCAAGUGGCAGCUGUGCGUGCCCAGCGCAGUGGGGACCCACACGCACUCUCCAAGGCGGCGCAGCAGGAGCACGGGCAGCUCAAGGCCAAGCUGGCCGCUGUUGAUAACAAGUUGUCCAAGGCAGCCAUCGUCUUCCAGAAGCAGCUGCAGCGCGUUGUGGAGCUGCGCCUGGAGCAGAAGAGCCUGCAGGAGCAAGAACGCCAGGUUGCUGACCGCUCGAGGCAGGCCUGGAUUCAGAUUGCAGGUGAAGUGCCACAGGGUGAAGCUGAAGCACCGGAACGCAUCAUGUUCCAGCGCUUCCAGCAGCUCGACCCCAGCCUGGCCAUGCAGUUCAACCAGCUGUUCACCGCCAAGGCGCAGGCCGAGCACCAGCAGGCUGCGCAGCGCGUUGCCGCCGCACCACCGCCAGCCGUGGCGACUCUGGUGCUACCAGGUGACAUGGCCAGAGCAGCUCCAGUUCAGGAGGUAUCUGAUCAAGAGAGCGAAGCUGACACACCACGCGGUGACGACGACGUGGACUUCGGUGACAGCUGGGCUGACGAGGCGCGCAAGGCGGCGUCUGUCGAGCACGGCAUCAUCGCGUCCCUGUCCAACACUGCCAUGGUGGACACCAUCGCCCCGCACAACGGAGCCCAGCCCGAGCAGGUGCAGGCGGUGCUCAACGACGUGCUCGCCAGCGCAGGGCGCACUGUUAGGCGGGCUUGCAAGCCGGCUGCGGUGCCCGAGCGUAGGAACAAUUCGGAGAAGCAGCAGGCUUGGGCGUCUAGCAUCAACAGGCUCCACAAGCUCUCCAAGUCCCAUGUGUUGCCCCAAGAGGACCUCUACAUCUCCUGGGCCAACAUCUUGGACAACACUACUCAGGACCUUUCACCACUCUCUGGGCUGCUCUACAUCGGGUUGGAGUUCGAGCUCGUUCCCUGGAUCUCUGGGGUUUUCCUGAAGGCACUGCCGCAGCACCGUGCGUACGUGCGCUCGGUCGUGAUUGGAGCACAGUGGCCAAUGACGAGGCAGUGGAAAGCUGGCUACCCCGUGGACACCAGCUGCAUAGCCUGCCUCGCCGCUGGCUCCAUCGAGCUAGGCACGCCCGCGCACAGACACUGCAGCUGCGCGCAGCACGCCCUGCAGUUUGAAGAGCCGCAUGUCUCUGCUCUGAUGUGUGGCCCGCUUUUCUCUGAGUUUCCCACCGUCGAUGAGGCAGAGUUGACGGUGCGGGCCAGGCUCGAGGAUAGGGGUUUUGACGGUUCUGAGUUUUGUGAGGCGGUUCGUUUCGUGAAGGUGCCUGCCCACUCCUCGAGCGCGGACGCCCGAUCGGGGCGCGUCACGACUCGUGACAAGUUCGGCAACGACAUGGCCGACCGCCACGCCAAGUGGGCGGCCCAGGCCGUCCGUGUGCCGCCGCCGCAAUCUGCCGCCGUCGCUUCCAGAAUCAAGGUUUUGAAGUCCUGGGUGAAGUGGGCGGGCAAGGUGGGUGAGGGGCACGCCGGUGGCCUGUGUGGCGGCGGCGCCUCUCAGAGGGCGGGGCGCGCGUGCCGGGCCGCGGGCGGCGCCAUGGACGUGGAUGCAGGCAUGCAGGUUGCGCGCGCCGCUGGUGUGGACGGGCAGCCCGGCUCGCCUCCGCCGGGGACGAUCCAGUCUAUGUUCGCCAAGGCAGACGCGAAUGACGAGCACACCCCGUCGCCGGCGUCAAAGAAGUCUGCUGCCUCGAUGCGAAAGGGCAAGCAGCCCGCCCAGAAGGCCAAGGCCAUCGAUCGCGGCUCGUUGAAGGCCUUCCUGAAGGUGGAGAAGCGGCCCCGCUCCCCGUCGCCGAAGGCCGCGCCGCCGCCGAAGAAGCAGGCGCCGCUGACCUUCCAGCGCGUGGCCGGCCCGUGCCAGGGCGAGAGGUCGAGGCCCGCGGAGCCCAUGGUGAUCGACAGCGGGGACGAGGCCGAGGGCGCGCCCGCGCCUGCCAGCACCGCGCCCGCCGACGGGCCCAAGGCCGAGGCGGCCGUCUCGGGCGCCGAGCGCGCCGCCGCCGGCAGCGCCGCGGGCGGGCCGGGCGCGGAGGAGGACGUCGUGUGCGUGGCGGCGCCGCCCCGGGCGGCCAGGAAGGCCAAGAAGGGCGGGAGGAAGGCCGCUGCGCAGGUGUCCGCGCAGCAGAUGGCCGCGGUGCAGAAGAAGCUCGCCGCGCUGCAGGACGCCAGCCAGGAGGAACACACGGAGAUCUGGGACCUCGCGGCCCGGUUCCGGCAGUUCCUGCAGAGGGAGAAGAGGGUGGCCGAGGCCCCAGCCGUGGAGCUCGAGAAGGUGCUGUGCGCCCUGUUCGAGGAGGACGAGAAGUCCUUCGAGGCCAUGGCCAGCCCCCGGUACGCGGGCAUCGUGGCGCUCGUCGUGACGGACCAGGAGGAGAAGGGCCUCCGCGCCGAGUGCCUGCGCCUCUACCAGGAGUUCUGGCCGCAGCGGCUGCGCCACGGCGGCGGCGGCGGCACCCCGCGCUCGGCGCUGGCCUCGGAGUCCACGAAGUACGAGGCGAAGGUGCGCCACACGCUCGGGCUCUUCCCGGACUGGGGACUCGUCGUGCGGAACUCGCGCCGGGGCCAGCUGGUGACGAUCACGGCGCCGGACGGCAGAAAGUGGCACAGCGCCGAGGAGGCGAAGGAGCCCAUCCGCCUCGAGCGGGAGCGCCGCGUGGCGUCCCUGGCGCAGAGGUCGCAGGCCCUGCAGGACGAGCACGCGCCCACGCUGCUGGCCAUCAUCCGGCGCGAGAGGGCCAGCUUCGUGCUCCGGGACGGGGGCUCGGGUGCGGCGGGGACGCUCUCCACGCGGCGCCUGGUGGGCGUCUUCGUGCAGAGCCGGGAGGCGGUGAACGGGCGGCCCGCCUUCGAGCGGUGCGACCAGUGGCUGCGGUACACGAAGGA